Molecule: messenger RNA, 5920 nt
Organism: Hippocampus zosterae (dwarf seahorse)
Lineage: Eukaryota; Metazoa; Chordata; Actinopteri; Syngnathiformes; Syngnathidae
Gene: fgd5a
Product: FYVE, RhoGEF and PH domain containing 5a
Exons: 21
Coding region: 184-4557 (1457 amino acids)
Cellular component (GO): cytoplasm
Molecular function (GO): guanyl-nucleotide exchange factor activity; metal ion binding
Source: RefSeq, a predicted model, not a curated record
CUCCACCGGCGAGCACCCGAGACGCGAGAUGCUGCGCAACUCGGCUCGUGACACCUGAUUGCCCCCCAACCCCCCACCGACGCCCUUGCCUUUGUGCGAGGAUUCACUUUGCGGAGGAUGCGGUUAGCGUGGCGGCGAAAAAUGAGCGUUCCUCUCGGCUCCCGCGGAUGACGACGUCCCACGAUGAACGCAGAUUUCCAAAAUCCGCCGCAAGUCCCUCGAGCGAAGGUCCGAAGUCAUUUGACCAUCCGAGUGCAGUCCAGACGGAUGCCGAGGCCUUGUCCCCCCGGGCGUGGGUCGAAACCUCCUGUCGCCCCCAAACCCAAAGGCGUCCGUGCGUUUGUAGCUCAGGCGGGGCGACGCUCCCCACAGGCUCUCACGAACGGGGACCUGCUUCACUCCGAUGAGGAAACGGAUCUGAAGGAGAAGGACAACGAGGGAAAGACUGAGACGGAGGAGAGGCUGAAUGGUGUGACAGCAGGAGAGGUUCGGGUCCAAACGGAUCGCGGGGCGAUAGCUCGUCAAAAGCAGGACGACGACAUCGAGCGCGUCGGCUCCGAAGACGCGGUCGGCGCGGACGACGCUUCGGCCGCGGACGGUGAGGAUCCUGACCGGAACUCAGUCCACCAAAACGAAGACACGCCCGAUGCGAGUGAAAACGAGGAGCCGGACGGCGGCGAUCAAGAACCCACUGACCAAAACUCCGGUGAAGAAAACCUGCAUCCGAUAUACUCGCCCAGUCUGGGAGAGUCAAAGUGCGUUCAGUUUCACUUGCCCUCGGACGACGGCGCGCUCGAGAACGCGAGGUUCCUCUUUGGGUUCCGCACGCUCCCGACCGUCACCGAGGAGUACCCCUACGAUGUGAUCGGCCCCGCGGAUGACGGCGGUGACGCACGCGAGUCCAGCGGCCCGGCCGAAAGCGCCAACGGCGAAGCCUGGCAACCGGAACGGGCCACCAAAGACGUCUCCGGCUGCUUUCGUUUCACAUCCGGCACCGAGGAUGCGUUCGGCCCGUAUUCCGUCAUCGAAUCCGUUCCGUCGGAUGAAAGUCGCACCGCCGACCCCGAGUGGGGGGAGGAUGACGCAGAUGAAACUCGAGCAAACGCUCAGCCAGCAUCGGCGCCCGGCGACCCGGAGCCUUUCUACGUGUCGACGGACGACACGGACCACCCGGAAGAUGAGCGAGUCCUCGCAGAUGGGGCCCAGGUCGAGGAGGGAACCGAAGACGGGAAUCCGCACGGAGACGAAACAAAGGAGGCCGCGGAUGAGUAUGCGGACAUUGAGGAUCCUUGCCGCCGAGGAGACGAGGACCCCGAGCGGCCGGAAUGCGCCUCGUCCGAAGACUAUGUGGAAAUAGGCGACGAGGACGAAGAGGAAUGGCCCGAAAAGAGACCCGCCAAAGGGCGAAGUGCGCGACAGAGAACGGCUCAACGGGAGCAGGCUUUCCUCGGUCAAAGAAGAAGCUGCCAGCCCCGCCUGCGGCUGUGCAACAUCACCGUGCCGCAAGACCUGGACCUGGGCCGCACCCCGGAGCUUACCAACCGGGUGGUGUUUGCCCACACCACCGAGGCGUUCGAAGAAGACAUCGAGGAACUGGAUUGCCAUAUCGUGCCUUUCCACGAGGACACCGACUCGGACAGCGACGAGCACAUCUACGAGGAGGCCGGCUUUGACUCGGAGGGCGAGAACUUUUUGAACCUGGACAGGAAGGCCGCCGUGACUCGUUCUCGCUCUUAUUCCGGCAAAGUCCCAGGUUACGUCCCGGAGACCGUGCCGGAAGAGACGGGCGCCGAGUACCAAGCGCACGACGAGCGCGCCGUGUCCCCGGAUGGGAACGGCGAGCCGAUCGGAUGCUCGCAAACGCCCCCCAAAUUCCUUUUGUCCGGCCGCUCUGCGGUGAGCCCCGACUCGGCGUUGGCCAAACUAUCUCCGACCGAUGAGCUCCGGAUCAAGAGGAGAGAUGAGGCCCUUUCGCUUCCGUGCGUCCGGACGUCUUCCGGGAGUUUCUCCCAACGUAGUCGCCGAUCAUCCAGUGGCGUUUCCACCCCGACCUCCCUGGUGGACAUUCCUCCGCCCUUUGAACUGGCGUACAUCACCAAGAGACCGGUAACCAAGAGUUCCCCCUCCCUCUCGAUCCAGCACGAUGCCGACGAGAAACUCAAGAAGAAGAAGAUCUCCUUCAAACGCCUUUUGGCCCUCAAGUUCAAGAGGAAGUCCGAUUCGAAAGGCCUCGGCGACGGCUCCAUCCGUUCCUCCCGGUCCUCUUCCGAGUCCAGUCAUCACGGCGCUGCCAGAGUCAUCGAGCUCGACCGUCGCAGCGCCUCCGGCUCCCCGCAGCCGCGGCCGCCGAUCGUCAGCCCCCAGCGGCCUCCCUCGGAACCGCCGUCCACGUUUGCCUUCUACAAAGAUCCUCAGAGGAGGAGAAGUGACCUCAAAUCUUUUGGCAGAGGCCUUUCCAGAGUCGAGUCUUUCGAGGAGCGCUCGCAUCGCUGCGCCGCGCCGCUGCCUUUAACCAAACCCCGCUCCAUCUCCUUCCCCAGUGCGGACACCUGCGACUACGAAAACAUUCCGGCUAUGAGUUCGGACUACGAGAACAUCCAAAUUCCGGGCAGACCCGCCAGAUCGCACACGGUAACCGAGUUUUUCGACGAUCCCCAUCGCGCGGCAGCUCCCUGCAACGAGAACGACGGAUACGUGGACAUGAAUAGUUUCCCCGGGAUAGACGGCAAACCCUCCAAAGCGGACCCUGAGAGCGCCUACACCGAACCUUUCCCGCUGAGCUCAGCCGAGGAGGAGGACCACGGGCGCACGUCGGAAGAGGAAGAAGGGCCCGCCGAGCAAAGCUGCGAUCGGCCGACCGACGGGCGAUCCCGAGCGUUCUACGUCGCCAAGGAACUCGUGGAUUCGGAAAGACUACACGUCAGCGCCCUCAAGUACCUUCAAGAGGACUUCAGGCCAGCAGUGGGCCAAGCCGUGGCCGAGGACGGGGGUCCGCUUCUGGAUGCUCAGAGAUUGGAGGAGAUAUUGGGUGUCCUUCCUCAGGUCUUGGCUCUCCACAGCAACAUCCUGGCUGAGCUGGAGGAGCGCAUUCAUCACUGGGAGGAAGGCCAAAGAGUGGCGGAUGUGAUCUUGUCACAUCGUGAGGACUUCAGGGUGUUUGAUACCUUCAUCUCAGAGUACGAGCGCAGCAUGGCUUUGCUGGAGGAGAGCUGCAAGGUCAACCCGGCCUUUGCCGGCACGGUCAAGAAAUUUGAGAGGAGAAGUGCGGAGGACGCCGAAGUGCCACUGAAACAGCAGCUGCUGCAGGUCCUGGUCCGAGUCCUGCAAUACGGCAUGCUCCUGACAGAUUACCUGAACAACCUCUCCCCAGAUUCUCAAGAAUAUGAGGACACACAAGCCGCCUUGGUGGUUGUGUCCGAGGUGGCGGACCAGGCCAACGAUAACCUGAAACAGGGGGAGAACUUGCUGCGUAUGGUCCACAUCGAAUACAGCUUGAAAGGCAAGCGGGACCUCCUGAAGGCCGGCAGGAUGUUCGUCAAAGAGGGAACACUCAUGAAGGUCUCGAGGAAAAGCAGACAGCCUCGACAUCUUUUUCUGAUGAAUGACAUCAUGCUGUACACCUACCCGCAGCAGGAUGGGAAAUACAGGCUGAAGAACACGUUAUCCCUGUCUGGAAUGAAGGUGAGCAAACCUGCCCUUGACAACGUCCUGAAUUGCCUGAAGAUCGAAGUGUCCGAUAUUACCAUUACGCUCUCUGCCAGCUCGGUUGGAGAGCGAGAGGACUGGUUCCACACACUGAGUCGAGCAAUUGCCGACCACGCCGCGGGACUCUGUACCUUUGGAGGAGCCUGUAAUGAGGCCCGCGAGAAGCUGUGGAUGGCCUUGGGUGAAGCCGCUCCGGUUCCGGUGCCGCCGUCUCAGGCGAUAAUGUGCAUGAACUGCACCUCGGACUUCAGCCUCACUCUUCGACGACACCACUGCAACGCCUGCGGCAAGGUCGUGUGCCGGGCUUGUUCCAGGAACAGAUACCCGCUCAAGUACCUCAAAGACAGGCCGGCCAAAGUGUGUGACCGCUGCUUCGCCGAGCUCAGGAAAAGAGGCGGCGGCGAGUCAGGCGCGUGCGGCAACUCAAGUCCGCCCACUCAUCGGGCCGGUCGCCCCCUCUCUGCAGUCUUCCAAAGCUGGCAGACGCCGAGUCUCUGGAAGAGCAGGAGGAGCACGGUGUGCCUCAAUCAGUUGCCUCACGGGGUGGACGGCUGCGCCAUGAGUGGCGUCUUACAGCGCCGAAAGAAGAGCAAGAGGAAAUGGAAGCGGCUGUGGUUCCUCCUCAAAGACAAGGUGCUCUACACCUUCACGGCCCGCGAGGACGAAGUGGCUUCCGAGAGUCUACCUCUGCAAGGCUUCACCGUCAAGCUGACGGAGAGGCCCGAGGCGGAUGACAGUGGCAACGUGUUCCAUCUCUACCACAAGAAAAGCCUGUACUGCAGCUUCAGGGCCGAUGAUCAUCACACGGCGCGCAGGUGGGUCGACGCCAUUGAGGAGGCCACAGUUUUAUAGCGGCGGCUUUAUCGAAAAACAAGCCAUUCCGACAAUGGACAGUCAGCGGAAACCUGAUCUAUCGACCCGUCGUCUCAUCCCUAUCCCCCAAUAUCCCAACAUGGAUGUCACGGGAGGUUAUCUCGGCAGCAGCUCAAACAGCCACCCGGUAAGGAGGUCACCUGCUCGGCGACCGAUCUUUUUUUUUGUCCUCAAUGCCUUCACUCGAGAGUCCACUCUUCAAGAGCAGCUAGGACAGCGUUAAGAUUGGAUUGUCUUCGCAUUUUGUCCAUGGAGAGCAAAAAAACGGUUUCUUCUGUGUAUUUUUCUACUGUUGGAAGUGAUUGUGCCAUUGGAUUAGGGAUUGUGGAUCGCGCUCUUGGCCACCUUUCUGUGGUGUUACUGCUCUGUAAAAAAAAAAAACAUGUCAAGGUCGUUAUUUUUAAUGCCUCCUUGCUGGCAGAAGCUACAACAACAAAAAAACAACAAUGUGUGGGGGCGGGGGGGCAUUUCAAUAUUUUGAAGGCUUCUUCUGGGUAUAUAUUGUGAAGUCGGCGAUCCAUAUUCUGUAUCGCGUAUGCAGCGGCAACAGGAACGGAGUUUGCAUUUAAAUUGAAGAAACAAAUGUUGAGAAAGUGCCAUUUUAUUUCGUCCUGUUGCGUUCAGCGCAAUUUCCAUUUCAUGAUAAAUGCGCCUGAGUGACAAUUGUUACAAUGCUGUCGUACUUUUAUGGAAGAAUUGCGCUCGCCCCCCCCCCCCUUUGAGCUCCCGACGACUUUGUCUUUUUAAGGUUUCCAGUUCCAACGGAAGUAAACUAUGAACGUAAUAUUGCGCCGCUGUAAAUAUACUACCGAUGGUUGAAAUUGGACUUGAUUUUCAUGACAGAAACUGCCAAUGUCAAAUAAAUCUGAAGCUUUGCACUUCUUCUGAGUCUCUAACGCGGGUGGAUUUCUUGAACAGAGAAAAUGAGAUCUGUUCACGCAAAGUUCACGUCCCCUCGUAUGGAUAUGAAGACAUCGUUUUGCUCACACUUGAUAAGUUCAACGCACUGUCAGCAGACGGAUGCGCAAUAUCGCUCUUAAUAAAUGCACAUUUGUUUUGCCAAGUUAUACAUUUCUUCAUCGGAAAAAAAACACACACACAUCAUACUUGACAAAUACGACGACCUUAUAUUGUGUUCUCAAAUAUUUUUCCAUCUCGGGGUAGAACUUCAAAAAAAGGCAGUCAGAGUCCAAGUGAAGUUUUCAAUUGUUCUUUUGUGUUCCAGACGUUAAGUGUGACAUGAGAUUGUACCUCUUGCAUACAGUGCAUUGGAAAUGUAAAUAUAUACAGUAUAUAUAUAUAGAUAUGGAUGCAUAUAAAAAUAAACUCUCUGAAAAAAUAA